Eublepharis macularius is the source of this 3333-nucleotide messenger RNA. RefSeq lists its product as uncharacterized. Bases 1 to 3333 code for a protein of 1110 amino acids. Gene Ontology annotation, molecular function: guanyl-nucleotide exchange factor activity. Gene Ontology annotation, biological process: positive regulation of Rho protein signal transduction. NCBI's taxonomy places the organism in Eukaryota, Metazoa, Chordata, Lepidosauria, Squamata, Eublepharidae. The record is from RefSeq and is a predicted model, not a curated record. The transcript is spliced from 7 exons.
AUGACAUACAUCAACAUUGAUGAGAGACAGGAGCAGUGUCGAGUAAUUUUGAGCUGCCAGAGUAAUCAGCUCUAUGCACAACAUGGCUUAAAGGAUUUUUCAGUUAGCAGCAUGCAUCCACUGAAGAACUUAGACACUCGGAUUUUUGCUGGGGACUUUAAUCCUGUAGGCAAAGCAGACUGCAAUACAGAGACACAUCUCUAUCGGAGUGUAGAUAAUCUACAUUGGGCCUCAGUAGCUGAUUCAAGUUGCCAUCCCCACUGUGGGGACAUAGACAAUGACCUUGUUUUCCAUUACAAAGGCACAACACAUUGGUCCAAGUGUUCCAUGGAAGGUGGCUUAGCCCCCAGUUCACCUGAAAGUUGCCAGCACUUUCCUUUUCCAUCUGAGCAAAUACCACCAUCAGCACAACACAUAGCCCUUUCCCCUCGUGCCAAAGUGCCUCCAUGGCUUUUCUCCUCAUCGAUGGAUGGAGGUGCCAAAAAAAACUUAAAGGAAAAACUUAGGAUCCACAGUACUAAAACUGCAGAGAUUUGCAAGCCUCUCAGACCGCAGGCUUCCUUGAAUGAUCUGGUUGCAAUGCAACAUGCUACCCUUGCUCAUGGACCAUGGAUGGCACUGGGGAGGCAUCACCCUUGUUUUUCUCGAAGGCUGACCAAUCCAGAAGACAUCAAACAAGAAGCUCAGAGAAGGCUGCAGAUCAGAAGACAGAACAGCUCACCCAACUUAGCUCUCCAUUGUGCCAAUGAAGUACAAGAGAUGGUCAAAUCCCAAACCACUGGAUCCCUAAAAGAGUGCAAGGGGGAAGGGGACACCAAAAGGACGCUGGAACUGAGCAGGAAAGGAGACUGCAAAGAGAGGCUGUACAUACCCACUUUUGAAGAGUUCAAGAGGAUGAGAAUCAAGGAAAUGUGUCUUCAAAAUGGUAACAAUGAAGACUCAAAAGACUUGAAGGAAGGGACCCAAAAGUUAGAAGAAAAGAGAAACCAGAACCUUUGUGUAAGUGCCCAACAGGAUCUUGCCAAAGAAAUGGUUUCAGCCAUAGAUGAUUAUGAUGAUGUGUUUCAUGAAAAUAUACAAAACGCUUCUGGCUUGGAUGGCUAUCAAGAUUCUUCAUCCACAUGGGACAGGAGCUUCUGCCUGAUGAAUAUGCCAUUGGCAAGGGACAGCAACAGUGAGGUGCCAAGUUCCAACAGGAUCCCAGACCCCAUUUGUUCCAGCCCAAUUCCAAGAUCACCUUUACAAUCUGCCAGUGGUCCUACGGAGGGAAAAAACGGUUUUGCUGAAGGGGACAAGCAGGAAUUGGAGACAAGACAACUGAGUGAAGUACUUCACCAUGCUGGACAGUCCCUUGUGUCUGAAACACAAUCUUCUUGCUGCCCACUGCUAUUGGAAGCAACAGAUAUAUCCAGCUAUGGAGCUAAAUUACAGAAAAUGAAGGAUGAAUUUAUAGGUUCUGCACUGGACCUCAUUAAGAAGAGCUGCAGUGCUGAAACUGCCACAAAGUCCCCAUCCAAAGGACCAAGUGAACUUGAGAAGGCUGAUGUCACUUUUCUAGAGGACCAUCAUCAAUCCACAAACUCCAGCCCCAGCUACCGCAGAUCCAGUUCUGACAUUUCCCAUGAAACUCCAGACUGCUCUAAAGCUCAGCGGGAGUGUCGAUUACGGCCCCAUUUCAGUGACCCGAUGCCGACAGAUGCUGUGAAGAGGAAACAACUGGAGCUGAAGAUAGCAGCGGCUGCACGGCAGCAUGCUCAGAAGCGCCCUGCAAUGUCAAAAGCCAACAUCAACCAUGGCAACAGCUUUGACGAGAACCGGCGUGGUCUGGGUGGCUCUCUUCGUUCCAAGCACCGCUGGAGCAACGUCAGCAGCCUCAGCGCUGACAGUGGCAUUGUGGGUGGGAACGAUGAGAGGGACAAUGCUGAUGCCAGCAAUGGAGGGGCGCCAAGGAUGAGAUCAUCUGAGAUGGAGAGGGCGGACAGUGGCAUCAGCCAAGUGCUGACUAGGAAAUGGAGGAAUCGAACAUCUGAAACGCUGACUUCCCUACAAGUGUGGGAAGCCCACCAGCCUUGCACCGACUGUGGGGGGAGAGAUUUCCCUCUGGAAACUGAUGUUCAGAACCAGAAUAAGAGGCGGGCCAACCUCUGUGAAAAGUGCCUGAAAUGCAGGACAGAGCGGAAGGAGUCCGUGCUAGAGUUUGUCAAUACCGAAGCCAGUUAUGGGGAGGACCUGCGCAUCAUCAAAGAGGAAUUCUACCUCCCCAUGCAAGCCGCUGGACUCCUGACACAGGACCAGCUGCUGGUGGUUUUUAGCAACAUCCAGGAGCUGAUUGAUCUCAAUGAAAACUUCCUGGAGUACCUGCAGGAAGAAAUUGACCAAGCUUUUGAGCAGGGUGAUAAUGACCUGAUGACUGUGUGCAUUGGUGAAAUAUUCCUGGAGUUUGUCAACAUGCUGCCUGCUUUCCAAACCUAUUGUCUCCAGCAGUCUUCUUCAGUGAACAUGCUUAAUGCAUUGGAGAAAGAGAAGGAGCUACUCAGGAUAUUCCUCAAUGUUUCUCAGAAUGACAACACGGCACUUCGCCGCAUGAAUCUGCGGUCUUUCCUCAUGGCUCCCCUACAGAGAGUCACAAAAUACCCACUUCUGUUGAGCCGCAUCAUCAAAGCCACCAUUGAGUACCACCCAGAUUACAGCAGCCUAAGAGAAGCCAAGAGCCGCAUUGAGUCGCACCUGGAGCACAUUAACAUGAAAACUAAGCAGGAAGGAAACUCAUGGACGCUGCGUUCAUUCCGCCAGGACAGCAAGAAGAACAGGGAAGUAAUAAACAUUGAAAUGAGGGAAACUGCCAUUAAGACUGUGGGCUGGUUACGGGAAGAAACACGCUUUGUUAUGGAAGGACCUCUGCAGCUUGCCCAGCCGCCUGAUGGACAGUGGGUAAAAAAGGGCAGCAAGACUUUAAAGUUCCAGAACAUGCAAGUACUCCUCAUGGUGAACAUCAGACGUACAUCCGAAUCUAGCUUUGAGCCUGGGGAGCCAGGGCCUGUAAAAGAUGCUGUACUGGUACUAAUUAGGGACAAAAACAAUGGUAAGUUUAGUUUGCUCAGGGAACCCUUGAGACUCAGUAAUUGUGUGGUCUCUGUGGAUCCCGACUGCGAUGAUACAUUUGAACUUCUUGAAAUCCGGCGGGAGUCUUUUGUGUUCCGAGAUGGAGACAAAGCCCGGACUCACCACUGGUUUAGACAGAUACGGAGGUACUCACGGGAGCUGGGAUCAUGGAAGAAGCGCCGUAAUGCCCUACCCAACAUCAUGAUAAGUGCAUCCCACAGUAGAUCUUGA